Messenger RNA from Coniosporium apollinis CBS 100218, 837 nucleotides. Its product is annotated as proteasome subunit alpha type-2. Gene Ontology annotation, cellular component: proteasome core complex; proteasome core complex, alpha-subunit complex. Bases 1 to 837 code for a protein of 278 amino acids. Lineage: Eukaryota; Fungi; Ascomycota; Dothideomycetes. The record is from RefSeq and is a predicted model, not a curated record. Gene Ontology annotation, biological process: ubiquitin-dependent protein catabolic process. The transcript has 5 exons.
AUGGCGGACCGAUACUCCUUCUCGCUCACGACCUUCUCACCAAGCGGCAAGCUGGUCCAGAUAGAAUAUGCCCUGAACGCCGUAAACCAAGGUGUCACAUCGCUCGGCAUCAAAGCGACAAACGGCGUCGUCCUAGCCACCGAAAAAAAGUCCUCCACGCCUCUCAUCGACGCCGCCUCCUCCUCGAAAAUCAGCCUCGUAACGCCCGACAUCGGCAUGGUCUACUCAGGCAUGGGCCCCGACUACCGGAUCCUGGUCGAUAAAGCCCGCAAAGUCUCGCACACCGGCUACAAGCGCAUCUACAACGAGUACCCGCCCACACGGAUACUAGUGCAAGACGUCGCGCGCGUGAUGCAGGAGGCGACGCAGUCCGGAGGCGUGCGGCCGUACGGGGUGAGCCUGCUGAUCGCGGGCUGGGACGAGGGGAUCGAGGCGGAGGAGGCCAAGGACGCGGGGACCACGGAGGCCGAGAAGAAGCAUGCGAAGGAAAGGACGGGGGGCGUGUUGAAGGGGGGGCCGAGUCUCUACCAGGUCGAUCCGAGCGGGAGCUACUUCCCGUGGAAGGCGACGGCGAUUGGGAAGAAUGCGACGAGCGCGAAGACUUUCUUGGAGAAAAGGUUUCAUGAGGGCUUGGAGCUGGAGGAUGCGAUUCAUAUCGCGCUGCUUACCUUGAAGGAGUCGAUUGAGGGGGAGAUGACAGGGGAGACGAUAGAGAUAGGCAUCGUUGGCCCGCCGGCAGAUAAGCUGCUUGGAUAUGAAGGCGUAGAGGGAGCCCGAGGCCCAAGGUUCCGCAAGCUGAGCGCGCAAGAGGUUGAGGACUACUUGACCAACCUAUAG